This is a messenger RNA of Lingula anatina, 2303 nucleotides long. RefSeq lists its product as uncharacterized. The record is from RefSeq and is a predicted model, not a curated record. Lineage: Eukaryota; Metazoa; Brachiopoda; Lingulata; Lingulida; Lingulidae. Gene Ontology annotation, molecular function: protein binding; cysteine-type deubiquitinase activity. Gene Ontology annotation, biological process: protein homooligomerization.
CUCGUCUGCCAGAAGAAUUACGUUGUUUGUUUGGGUUAUUCUCAGGGAAAGUCAGAUUGAGAGGGAGAGGGGGCAGCAGCAAUACGUUUUUCGGUUAAGCUGCAGGUAGGAUGAGUGAAAGCAAGGGUAAAAUGGCCAGCUUGUCGAUGCCGGAGCCCCCAGUACAGCGAGCUCUGAUUGAGCCCAUGUUCCAUCGGCCGUACAUGGAGGGCGAUUUCUGGUAUGGCAUAACGUUGGAAUGGAUGCACAGCUGGAAAACGUACGUCGGGAUUCUGUCGAAGAAAGGCAGUCGUCCUGCCGGUCGUCGUGGGGAACGAGAAAAAUCUUCAGACGGACAGGGAGCCAGCGGGGGAAGCGGUGGACCGCCCGGGGGAAUCUUCACAGCCAAACUCCAGCACUCCCACGGUCUCGCCAUGGUCCCCGAAGACGCGUGGAACACUCUUUUCGGCUGGUAUGGACUAGCAGACGGACACCACAUUGAGAAAUGCGCAGUGUAUAACUAUGGAGACAAGGUUGAGAUCGAAGUGAACCACAACCCCUUCAAAGUGAUGUUAUCCAACUCUCUCAAGGACCCUGCCUGCGAGUGUCACAUUAUUCGUUUUAGCAAGGCGGAAAGGGUGGGGCACAUUGAGUGGAAGAUUCGCGAAACUUUUCACGUGAAGCGAAGCGUUCAGACUCGACUGUGGGGCCGACUGGAAGGGGAAGACUGGCAACCAUUGUUUGACAGGGAAAAAACAAUAGGAAAACUAUUAGACAUUGAUUCAGACUUCAUAAAGCCUGAUUUAGCCUUAGAGGUAUCGGACGCAGACAGCAUUUGGAGAGGUCGACCUGCACGUGCUGAAAACACGCAAAUGAACGCUGUGGGACAAUUUUACAAAUUUUCAAUUUUUGAGGACUUGAGUCAAUCGUGGGAGAAAGACGUUCACGAUCAAAUCGAUCUCAUCGGUAGGAACUUGAUUCAGAAAAUGCACCAGAAUUUCAACAAUUUCAUGAACAGAGCGAGAGACAAUCUCACAGAGAGAGAACUAGGCAUUCAAGAUAGCGAGAGGCACUUAGAAGAAAGAGAAAAUGAAAUCGCAGAAAAGAUGAAGUUACUGGAAGAAAGGGAAGUAAAACUCGGGGCUCAAAUAUCGCAGCACAAUCAGAAUGUCGUCGCUUUCAAUAAAGACCGCGAGGUUAUGGUGGCCCAAAUGGAAGAAGAACGACAGGAAUUAAAGAAGAACCGCGACGAGUUUGAAACAGAGAAAAAAGAUUUUCAAGAUGAGUUAAAGAGGAUGUCCCAGCUGCAUCGAAUCCAGGAAUCGCGGGUGAAGCUAGACAUAGGCGGUCAGCAGUUCACGACAGCAUUGCAAACUCUGCAAAAAGAGCCAUACUGCUUCUUCGCACGUAUGUUCAGCGGGCGCCACAGCAUGGAGACCAACGCCGACGGCAGCUAUUUCAUAGACCGAGACGGCACGCACUUUCGUUAUAUUCUCAAUUACCUAAGAGAUGGGGAGGUCAAAGAAGGGACAAUGCCGGACAACGAAAGUUUUUAUAAUGAAUUGCUCAUAGAAGCGGAGCACUACCAAAUAAGGGGGCUUGUGGAGCACCUGAAAAACCUCAUCCGCCAGUGUGGGAAACCAAAACGUCGGGUAUCCCCCGGAGAAUCUCCGCCGGAGAGGUCCUACAGUACGCGUGUGUCUGGAAGAUCCUCCGGGGAUUCUCCACCAGGCAGAUCGUAUAGCCCAAGGAUGCCCGUGAGAUCAACUGGCGACUCUCCUAUCGAGACACCGUACAGCCCGCGGACCUCGGGAAGAUCAUCGUACAGUUCUUACAGCUCCUCAACAGGCACCAGUUCAUUCGGUGUUCGCUAGAUCACUCGGCGACAACAGUCCUUGUGGAUAGAGAACAUGUGCAGAUGCAUAUAACUCUACUAUUUAUGCACUGUAAUGAAUCUGUUUGUCAAUUUAUGAGAAAUAUGCAGGCAAUUUUGUACAUUGCAUUGCAUAUUCAGGGGCCCAUUGGUUUCUUUUAAGAAAGUUUCAACAUGCAAGUUGACAAAAUAAAUGAGACCGCAGCUCCCCUCACAUAGCAUCUAGUAAGGGGUGCAAUAUGGCCCCAAAACGUCCCAAUAUUACGACCCAGAUGGAGCUGAUAUGGCUUAUGUGUCAACUUAAAAUAUCUACUGAUUUCUCGAUAAGUGUCUCCUCGUUGAGCUAUUUGUACUGAUACUGAUACUUUACGAGUUGAAAUCAGUUCAUCACUUUUUACCCGUGCAUGCUGGUAUUUUUGGAAUAUAUAAAUAAAGUUGACAUCUAUCUUAA